Messenger RNA from Labeo rohita (rohu), 4926 nucleotides. It is a transcript of the gene slc71a2a, whose product is annotated as major facilitator superfamily domain containing 14Ba. Lineage: Eukaryota; Metazoa; Chordata; Actinopteri; Cypriniformes; Cyprinidae. Gene Ontology annotation, biological process: transmembrane transport. The coding region runs from base 187 to 1692 and encodes 501 amino acids. The transcript is spliced from 12 exons. Gene Ontology annotation, molecular function: transmembrane transporter activity. Gene Ontology annotation, cellular component: membrane. The record is from RefSeq and is a predicted model, not a curated record.
ACACACGGCAGAGGGGAAUUGACAGAGAGGCACCAUUUCAUCCGUACACUCUGUUCAUUACUGGAUGUAAAUAACCGAUCGGAAGUCAUUUUUUGGCCGGUUGGACGGCUGAACUCGGCGGUAAAGCUGGAAGGAGGCGGCGGAGCGCAGAUAUGCACGCAGCAGGACGGAUUUUACGUUACUCACAUGAGAUGUGAUGAGAUGGUGAUGAAGAUGAUGAUGGCCCAAGGCGAGAAAGACCCAAAACACACCAGCCGAGUUGUGCUGGUCAAGAGAAUCAUAAUGAAGCAUGACAAUCCGGUCCAGCAGGGAAUCGGGAAGCCGAGCGUCUAUCAUGCUGUUGUGGUCAUCUUUCUAGAGUUUUUCGCCUGGGGUCUCCUGACCACACCAAUGCUCACAGUUUUGCAUGAAACAUUUCCCAAACACACGUUCUUAAUAAACGGCCUGAUUCAGGGAGUGAAGGGUCUGCUGUCGUUUAUGAGCGCUCCGUUAAUCGGCGCUCUAUCAGACGUGUGGGGCAGACGAUCAUUUCUAUUGGUUACCGUGUUCUUCACAUGUGCGCCCAUCCCGCUCAUGAGACUCAGUCCAUGGUGGUACUUUGCCAUGAUAUCAGUGUCUGGCGCUUUUUCCGUCACCUUCUCCGUAAUCUUCGCUUACAUCGCAGACGUUACAGACGAGCGUGAGAGGAGUACGGCGUACGGACUUGUUUCUGCGACGUUCGCAGCGAGUCUGGUCACCAGCCCGGCCAUCGGCGCCUACCUGUCGGCCAGCUACGGCGAUAACCUGGUGGUGCUGGUGGCGACUCUCAUCGCUCUGGCCGACAUCUGCUUCAUCCUGCUGGCCGUCCCAGAGUCGCUGCCCGACAAGAUGAGGCUCAACACGUGGGGAGCGCCGAUCUCCUGGGAGCAGGCCGACCCGUUUGCUUCUUUGCGUAAGGUCGGACAGGACACGACCGUUCUGCUCAUCUGCAUCACAGUGUUUCUGUCCUAUCUGCCCGAGGCGGGUCAGUACUCCAGCUUCUUCCUCUACUUACGUCAGGUCAUUAACUUCUCGCCCAAAACGAUCGCGGUGUUCAUCGGCGUGGUGGGAAUCCUCUCCAUCCUGGCACAGACGCUGUUUCUGACUUUAUUAAUGAGGACCAUUGGGAACAAGAACACAGUUCUUCUGGGUCUGGGUUUCCAGAUUCUCCAGCUGGCCUGGUACGGUUUGGGGUCGGAGCCGUGGAUGAUGUGGGCGGCCGGCGCAGUGGCGGCCAUGUCCAGCAUAACAUUCCCUGCAGUGAGCGCUUUAGUUUCACGCAGUGCAGAUCCAGAUAAACAGGGUCUGGUUCAGGGCAUGAUAACAGGGAUUCGAGGUCUCUGUAACGGUCUGGGUCCGGCGCUGUACGGCUUCAUUUUCUUCCUCUUUAAUGUGGAGUUGAGCGGGAUCAGCUCCAUCCAGCCCGACUACGCCAUCCCAAUACAGACGUCCACAGAGAAGACCACAAUCCCCGGUCCUCCGUUCCUCCUGGGUGCCUGUACGGUGGUGGUGGCGUUUCUAGUCGCUCUCUUCAUCCCGGACCACCCGACGCCCCCAUCGACGCCCUGCCAAACCCGUAAGAGCAGCGCGAGUCUGGCCGGCGCUCACACCAACACGCCGCUGCCGGGGAGCGACGAGGACUUUGAACCGCUGCUGGAGGACAGUACCGUCUGACUCUGAAACAAAAUCACAUUCAGAAGAAAAAAUGAAAAGGCGUCAACACAUCGCAAACCCUCCACCUGUCCGGCGACUAACAUUUGAGAGCGUGCAGUAUUUAUUUAGUGUGUUUUUUUGUUUAAGACAAAACGGUCAUUGGUUUUAAACUCAGAGGCUUUUUUAUUAAGCAUUUUUACAGUGUUCAAAUGAAUCAACACACUAAGGGCUCGAUCAGUGGGAUCGGAAGAGUUCGAUUUGAUUGGGUUUAAACACAAAGCUCUUGAUGUAUAUAGAUACUUGGGCAAAGUGCAGUAAGUUUGUUGUAUGCGGAGCUUGUGGUGGCUUGAAACUUAUUACUGUUGUGAGAUUGAAGAAAAACUGGGUGAAUUUCAUGAAAACAUGGUUUAGAAGAAAAUAAAGCCUAUUUUCAGACCUUUCUUGACAUUAUUUCCCAGCAUUCUUUCCUAAAAAAAGGCUUUAAAUGCAUUUUUUGUGAUUCUUAACAGAUUUCAUGAGAUUCACCCAAACAGAAUUUGAGAUUAAUACGUCGACAGUAUUUUUAUACUGCAGAGGCUGAGCGAAGUUUCCUAACGCAAGCCUUAAAGUCACAUAUCCUGUGGCGUAUGACAAGGUUUUAACAGAUUAGAGGUGCAUCCGGUUGCAUGAACAGUAUUUGUGGCGAUGUUAACUAAAACCGAAACACUAGAGCACCAGCGGUUUGGUGUAGGUACUGAUGCUAACGUAGUUCUUUUAGGCCAGUUAGUUGUUUCGGACACGGCUUGAUUGUGAAGUUCUUGAAUUGUGUGUGUGUGUGUAAAGGUUCUAUGCAGUAGUGAUAAAAAUGGCAUUAAAUUUAAAAAUAAAAUGGGUUGCUAAAUGCCAUUUCAUGUUGAGAAACAUGGGUGUUUAAAAUCACAGUAUUGCUUAAAAUAUUUACAAUGGCGUUUUAGUGCCACAAUAAAAAAAAUUAAUCUAAGAUUACAAGAUUGAAGUCGUAAUAUUUCGAGAAUAAACAUGAAAUUAAAAAAAAUAAAGUCUGAAUAUUAGUAUGAGAAGGAAGUCGAAAUGUUUCUAGAAUAAGGUAGAUUAUUUUGAGAAUAAAGUCAAAAUAUUACUAGAAUAAAGUUGAAAUAAUACGAGAAUAAGGUCGAAAUAUUUUGAGACUAAAGUUAAAAUAUUACGAGAAUAAAGCCGAAAUGUUUCUGUAAUAAAGUCAAAUAUGAGAAUAAAGUCAAAAUAUUACGAGAAUAAAGUUGAAAUGUUUCGAGAAUAAAGUCGUAAUAUUACGAGAAUAAAGUCGAAAUACUACGAAAAUAAUGUUGAAAUGCUUCAAGAAUAAAGUCGAAAUGUUUCAAGAAUAAAGUCGAAAUGUUUCAAGAAUAAAGUCGAAAUGUUUCUAGAAUAAAGUCGAUUAUUUUGAGAAUAAAGUCAAAAUAUUACUAGAAUAAAGCUGAAAUAAUACGUGAAUAAGGUUGAAAUAUUUCGAGACUAAAGUUAAAAUAUUACGAAAAUAAAGUCGAAAUACUACGAGAAUAAAGUUGAAAUGUUUCUAGAAUAAAGUCGAUUAUUUUGAGAAUAAAGUCAAAAUAUUACUAGAAUAAAGUUGAAAUAAUACGAGAAUAAGGUUGAAAUAUUUCGAGACUAAAGUUAAAAUAUUACGAGAAUAAAGCCGAAAUAUUACAAGAAUAAAGUUGAAAUGUUUCUGUAAUAAAGUCAAAUAUUACGAGAAUAAAGUCAAAAUGUUUCGAGAAUAAAGUUGAAAUAUUACGAGAAUAAAGUCGAAAUACUACGAAAAUAAUGUUGAAAUGUUUCAAGAAUAAAGUCAAAAUGUUUUGAGAAUUUAAAUCCUAGAAAUUAAAGUUAUAAUAUAGCAUAUAUUGCAAAUGCAAAGGCCCAGAUUGAGAGCACCAGGAGAAGUUGCCAGGCCACCGGAAUUUAUUGCAAUAUUUUUGCAUCCGAACGGCCACAUCAUCUCACUGGGACUAUAUUAUCGUAAUUUAUUCUCAAAAUAUUACGACUUUAAUCUUGCAGUUUUAAAUUUUAUCUUUUUUAACGUGGCACUAAAAAGCCGUCGUAAAAUAUUACAUUUGUACAAGUGAAAUUUUACCUUCAUUUUUACUUUUGAGAAUUGGCAAUGUGCGUUGAGCCAUUUUACUCAACAAUAUUUAUAUAUUUCCUUACGGAUAACUAGUAUUUAUUAAAAAUCAGCCAACAUCUAUGUACCAGCUACCUCAUUUUUGGAGGUUUCAAUGAUUUUUUUUUUAAAAAUGAGGUGAGAUUCGACCUAUAUUUUUAUCUGCGUUUUGUUUUAUACCCACGAUCCAUUUUCAAUAUGUGAUUUUUCCAAGAUUCAUUAGAGUUCCAUAUUUUCUCAUACAGCGAAUGUUUUCCAAAAUGAUGUUUUGUUUUGCAUGAACACCUGUAUGAAUGCUUUAUAAUUCCACUGUGGAGCAUCUCAUUAGAGUUUGAGGUCAUCAUUAUUCUGACCUGUGCUCAUUUCCUGUUCCACAUGCUUAGCAUUUCCUCCAUUUUCAGUAUUCCAUACAAAUUUGGCAGAUAUUCCAUUCAGAAGUGUUCCGGUGACCUGUGAAUCAGACGGAGAUGGUGAACAGAAUCUGAAUAUUUGCUUUCCAUCAUUUAUUCUCCACCCUUCGCCCUCUUUUCCAUGUGUUUGCUUUAUUUCAGUCAUAUUUAUAAUGCAGCGAUGUGAAAUUUUAAGCUUGGUGUGUAUUUAUGACGCGAUUUACCUUUCAGAGCGUGUAACGGCUCAGCCGUAGUUCCCGCUCUUUUCAGUUUUGUAUAUAUACGUGCACAGCUUGUAACGGCCGUUUUAAAAUGUAAUAUAGCGACGGUCAUAUUCAUCAUUAUUUUAGGAUUGUAAAGUAUUGUAUAUGUAUUGAAUAGUAUUACAGACAAACUUUUACAUGUUGCCAGACCUGCAAUAUUUUUGGAAGAACUAACGUGCCGCUCCAAAUAACGUAAACCGCACGUCAGGAUCGACGUGCGCGUUAACGAGAAUAACUUUAGCGUUCUGAACUUGUCAAGUAUUUGUGUGUCUUUCAACGGAUACACAAGGUGCCUGAACUGUAAAACAUGUUCAUUUGUAGUAGAUCUGAGUCUGACUGUAAAUACCGAGUACACUGAGCAGCUGAUGGAGAUGAAAUGUACAGGGACCCUUAUGUAUUUAUUGUCAUGUAUUGUGGGAAUCAAUUAAAUAGGUGCAAACGAAUAAAAAAACACUAGGAGUCAUGA